UAUCAACUCGAGGCCGUCAAUUAAUGCGCGGACAUGCCUAUAAAUGAAUAGCAUAGAUGCAAAGUAGAGGAAUAUAAAAAGAAUAACCACAAAAGCUUAUUUGCGAUGGAAUACUUAGAUGGAGAAGAAGGUGUGGAACCUGCAAGCCCCAGUGCACAAUACAUGAACAGCAAAGCGCUGUCCCUCUCCAUUAUUGCUGUUUUGGAAACAAAAGUUGCUUUCGAAAUCGAUGAAACAGAAUUGGUUUCCACAAUUAAGGAUGUCUUCUUACCCAUCAAUCGAAGGUUUUCUUCAAUCAUGGUAACUGAGGAAAAUGGCGAGAAGAAAUGGAAACCAGUGGUAGUAAAUGCUAUAGACCAUCUAAAAUUCCCCACAUAUCCUAUAGGGAAGCCAUUGGAGUACUAUGAUGAGUGCUUGACGGAGUAUUUGACAAAUAUAGCCAUGGAGCCAUUCCCACAAAGCAGGCCACCCUGGGAAAUUCACAUAUUCAGGUACCCUACCAGCAACGCUGCCGGAAACUGUAUCUUUAAGCUUCACCAUUCACUCGGAGAUGGGUAUUCUUUGAUGGGCGCCCUUCUUUCUUGCCUUCAAAGGACUGACAAUUCAAAGCUUCCCCUGACGUUCCCUUGCCGGGAAAGGAGCAAACCGGCAAGAGAUAACUUUAUCGGCGGCGUCUUCAAAGCUGUACCGAGAUUCUUGUCUGGGAUUGCGAACACGGUUUCGGAUUUUUCUUGGAGUGUUCUAAAGAGUAGUUUGGUUGAUGAUGACCGGACGGCGGUUCAUUCACAAGAUGACGGAGCCGAAAUCCGUCCUUUCUCUCCGACAACUAUGUCCUUUUCGAUGCACCUCCUCGCGCAAAUAAAAUCUAGUCUUAACGUGUGACUUUCUGGUGACUCUCAAACUUCUUCUUUUUCUGAACCUAGAAGGUGAUAAGGGUAAAGAUGAUGAUGAUGAUGAUGAUGGAUAUAGAAGAUAGUGAAGAUAGUAAGCAUGGGUGGCAUACACAACCAUGUGUAAAAAAAGUGUAUACAAUGAAAAUUUAACUAUAAUAAUCUCAUGGAGGGAAUUGUAUAGAUCAUUACCUUUACACCUACAUGCUAGUGACUUUAUUUCAUUCUUUUACACACCAAAUCUAGUGCAAAUCUCGUGGAGGCAUAUAAAUAUG
Cuscuta epithymum is the source of this 1165-nucleotide messenger RNA. Lineage: Eukaryota; Viridiplantae; Streptophyta; Magnoliopsida; Solanales; Convolvulaceae. The record is from the annotation of a GenBank genome assembly.